Suillus clintonianus is the source of this 591-nucleotide messenger RNA. RefSeq lists its product as uncharacterized. The record is from RefSeq and is a predicted model, not a curated record. Gene Ontology annotation, molecular function: protein binding. The transcript has 2 exons. The annotation marks the transcript as partial. Lineage: Eukaryota; Fungi; Basidiomycota; Agaricomycetes; Boletales; Suillaceae.
CUUCUCGCACGAUACCGCAGGGGGCAGAACAGUGGGGAUCUCGACCAAUCCAUCAAGCACUUUGAACGCGCCUCGGAUCUUUGCCCCAUAGAUCAUCCCUGCCGCCCUGCAUCACUGUUCAAUCUAGCUAUCGCGAAGUUUUUGAGUUGCCAAGUUAAUAGAACAUCCCUCGACCUCGACAUCCCCAUCUCUCUUUUUCAAGAUGCCCUUGCUUUGCGUCCUACCGGUCAUCCUGACCGACCCACGACCCAGCUCCACCUUGCCAUUUCUCUGUUGUCUCGCUUUGCGAAACGGGGAUUUCAAACAGAUGCUGAUAGAGAUGAUCCCCACGACUUAGAUGAAGUGAUCUCCCUUCAUUACGAUGCACUGCGAUACUACGACACUAUGUAUGAUCGCCGAGGGCAAUUGUUAUCUAGUCUGGCUAGAAUGGUGCUCACCCGCUUCGAACACCGAGGCAAUAGCCAAGACUUGGAUGACGCCAUCAUGAUUCACAGGGACGCGCUGGCUUUAUUUCCAGUCGGUCACCCAGAUCGGUCCAGGUCAUUAAACAAGCUUGCGUUUGUGCUCUCCACCUGCUUCAAGCACCGAGGC